UGAAUUGUUUCUCAUCCAGUCUGAUCAUACACAAUUAUUUCAACGCAAGGGUCAACCUUACAACAAACCAGAUCAGAUGAACUGUUUUUGUUCAAAAGAAAAAGCAAAAUACUACUGCCAGGAAUGCAGACAUUACUUGUGCUCUAGUUGUAGUGACUAUCACAAAAUAUUGCCAAUGUCAGCAAAUCACAAGCUACAUUCAGUGGAGGAUAUGCGGUCAAUGACGCCAUUUAAGAUUGCAUCGUUACAUCAUCGACUGUGUAAUCUUCACAACGAACCUUUAAAUUGGUUCUGCUGCAAAUGUAAUAUUCCUAUAUGUAUGCACUGCACUAUUUCUGACCACAAUUCACAGCAAGGGAAUCACAAACCAAUCAGCAUUUCUAAAGCUUUUCAAACAUUUAAAGAAACUGCAGAAGAACUGGAGAAAACAGCCAAUGACUGCGAAAGCAAAUUACAAGACAGCCUUAAAGCAAUUAUUCAAAAUGCUAAAAAAUUAGAACAAAGUAAAGAUAAAAGUUUAAGCGAUAUUGAUAAUCAUGUGCAAGAAAUAGUCAAGAAAGUCAAAGAGAAUGGAAACAAAAUUAAAAAUAAAGUGGAGACACUCUACAAAAGAAAAAAGAAGGUAACUGAUGUACAAAUAGAUGAACUGAAAACAACAAUAUCUGAUAUGAAUACAAAAAUAAGUUUCCUCAGUCAGUUAUUGGAGAGUGAUGAAGUAACAGCAAUGGAAUCAAGUGGAAGAGUAAUUACAGCACUGAAGGACAGAAUCAAUGAAUUUCCAAAAGCAGAGCCAGAUGAUUAUGGAGAAAUUACAUUCUUUAUAAACAAACAGCAAAUGGUUUCAUUGCAACAAUGUGAUAUUGGGAAUGUAACAGAAAUGAGGGCAGCAAACUCUUUAACAUUAAAAGGAGAGGAAUCUGUGAUUCAAGGUAAGAAAUUUGUUGUCAAAGUAAUGAAAACAGAUGAAUGUGAAAUACAUGCAAACCAACUGAAGGCAACAUGGACACAGCCUACAGGAGAAACAAACAUCACUCAAGUUGAAGAAGAUGACAAUGGAGAUUUUUUUGCGACAGGAACAUGCACAAGUCCAGGUGUUUGUAAACUAGAUGUGAGUGCUGAUGGUAAACCUAUCAAGCAGUCACCAAUGGAAAUCAAAGUAGAGAAGGUAGGACUAGUAAAUAGUAUUCAAAUACAUAACAAUGGAGAAAUUGGUGAUGUAGUUGUAUGUGAAGAUAAUUGCUUGCUGGUGUCAAAUUUGACAAAUGUAAUUCGAAAGUACAAGCUAUCAGGAAAACCCACUCUUGCGGUCGUACUACCACAAGGUGUAAAAGUUUACAGAAUGUUCAAAAUGGAGAAUAGUAAGAUAGCAUUCACUGACUCUGGUAAUAACGACAUCAAAAUAUGCAAUAUGAAUGGAACAGUGAUUAAAUCAAUUCGUCUGGAUAAGUUAAAGCACCAGGCUGGUAUAUAUGUUGAUGAGGCAUCAAAUAUGUUAUAUGUAACACAGAGCAGAGUUGAUACUUAUACUUUUAAUUUUGUAAGUGUUUUCAUGCUUGACAUUGAUACUGGCAAAAUUAUCAGAAAGAUAGGGGGAUUAUCGUACAAUGAAUGUCAAAUGAAUGGAGUCAAAGAUGCAAUUGAUAUUUCAAUUUCCAAGCAAGGACAACUUCUUGUAUUGGAGACUUGCAAAGGAUUACAAACAUUUAAUAUUGAGAGAGAGUUCAUGAAAGUUCUUGUGGGAGAAGGUGAUAAGAAUGGCAUGGUGAAAUAUCCAUCUGGUGUAGUAGUUGAUGAGGAUGACAACAUUAUUAUAUCAAGCUGUCACAAACUACAGUUAUUCAGUAGUGAUGGAAACUUUAUAAAGAGAAUUGAUAAACCAGAAGAUAGCAUAAAAUAUCCUCGUGGACUAUCCAUCAUUCAUCCAAGGAGAGUUGCAGUAGCAAAUAAUGGUGACAAGACUGUAAAAAUUUUCAAUUAUUAAAGUAUUUGAUAUUCUGCUGUGUUUUUUUUUUUGUUGCUUUUAUUUCAAAUCAUUUAAUUCAAAAUAUAGGUAUUCCCUGUCAUAAAGGGCUAGUGCCCCCCCACCCCACUUCUGGGAGAAAAACCACAAUUCGUUGGGGCAAAAAAAAAAAAAAUGUUUACACUGAUUACUUAAUAUUAAUAAGCAUUUUGAAACCCCUAAUUUGACAUAGUUUAUGGGAGCUUACACCCUGAACCACAAGUAUUUAUAAAAGAUUCAAGGUUCAAUAUAUUCGGUCAUAUAAAUAUUAUAUGAAAUAUCCUUUUUUUUUAAAAUUUUGCCACUGGGAUCUAGCCAGGCUAAACGGCUUGAAACCGCAUGAAAACUGACCCUUUUAGACAUGUUUUUUUUUAAUGCUUUCACUGUUAAUGUUCCGCUGAUUUUUUGGCCGUUUCGGUAGCGUGUCCACAAUUUAUUUAAUAAUGUUAUUUUUUUUAUAAUUUCUAAAUCAGCAUUGCUUUAUUGGAAUCUUUAUUACUGUGAUCGUAUCUGAAUACCUUCUGUGUAUUAAGGUUGUCUGGUGACCUGAAGCAAACUAAUAUGGUCGGCUUUUAAAAAAACAGCCUUCAUUCACAAACGCCUGACCUUCAUGGCCGUUUCACUAUCAAAAAGAGAAUACAUCAAACUUUCUUGUCAUCUAGAAAUUAAUUUCACAUAGGCUUACUUUUUCGUUGGAAUGCCCACUUAUUAUAUAGAGGAAGGUAUUCUAAUUCUAGCAAUAUGUUGAUGAAAAACUGUGAUUUCUCAGCCAAUAUUUGUCCGAAUGACAUGAUUUUUGUUUUAGAGGUAUAAAUAAUAAUUUCUUUAUUACAAUGAAAAUAUUAAUUACCAUAAAUUUCAGUAAUUAAUAGUUUUAAAACAUUGAACUAAUUAUUUUCAAUGGUUAGAUUCCAGGCUUGCUGACCUUAGUGUGGUCUUAGGGAGACCACACUAAGUGUGGUCUUAGGGAGACCAUUAUACUGUAGAGGUCCUAUAGAAAAAAGUGCUAAUGAAAGUUCUAAUGAAUUUAUGCUAUUCAAGGUAAUUCCUAUUCAUUGCUUGAUUAUAUUAUACUGUGGUUUAUGCUUUGUAUAGUUUAUUCUACUAUGAAAUCAUAUAUUCUUUCUACUUGUUAAUGAAUGUGAUUUGGAGAGUAUCACCUCUAGUUAAGUGGUAUGGUCGAAUAGGUAAUAAAAUGGAUUCAUUACAAGUGAGAAAUUCAAUCCCUUGGUUUAUGCAAAGGCCUAAACACAGUCCAGAAUCCCCGAAACAAAUUGUAAUGUCAUUUUAUAUGUGAAAGUUUUAAAGGUGAAAGCAUUGGCUUAUUUUAUAUGUAUUUAUAUUAUUGUAAGCAUGCACUUUUUAAAUAUUUCUCUUAUUGAUGUCAUUUUAACAUUAUUACUCCUUACAAUUUUUACCUUUCUUCUUAUUUCAUUAUAUUUGUUGAAUUUUAAUUCAAAUUUGUAAGGUGAAAGCAUUUGCUUUUUAUUUGUAUUUGAAUUGUUGUGAUUAUGAACUUUAAAAUUUUACUCUUAAUGCUGUCAUUUUAACAAUUUUUUACUUUCUUCUUGUUGAAUUUUAUCUUCUAUGUAAAAUACCAUGGCGAGGAAAAAAAAAUUGGAAGAUUACAAAUCUUUGUUUAUUAUCUUAUUUAUCUUUGUUUAUUAACGUUAUCUUAUUGUUUCACGUAAGUUGAUGAACAAUUUACAACUAAUUAUAAACUAUAGGAAUUCAUAUAUUGCGUACUGCAUUAAGUUAUUAAGUUGAACGUGUAUUGUAAUUACUCAGAUCGUAAUAUCGUACAGCACCAUACCCUGGCCCGUAGGCAGCUUCAGCCAAGGGGGGGUUCAGGGCGUGGGGUCCAGGGGCCCGCCUAAGGUGGGGUCAAGGGGUGAAGUCCUUGUGGGGGCGGGGUCGAAGCCCCGAAGCCGGAGCCUUUUUGCACUGUAUAUGUAUGUAUAUGUAUAUACCAACCACAAAAUUAGGCCCUACACGUUUAAAGACAAACAGUUCCUGAACAAACAACUCACCAAUAUUUCCAAAGGUUACAUUGUAUAUUGAAGAAAUUAAAACUAAUUACAAAAAUAAAAAUUUAUCUUGUGCACAUAUCCACUUGGUACUCAACAUUCUAGUAACGAGGAAAUGGAAAAUGAAUGCUUGGAAUUAGCCCUUGGAAUGUCAUAAAUUAACAUGAAAAAAUAUAGCAGAAGAAACAAUAAGGGGAUUGGCUGUUUCAGAGGUGUAUUUCAGGUGUGUUAGCCUUUCUCUUCAUUGGCAAUGUUUUUAUAUGAUGUUUUUAUGAAGUAUUUGUUGCCAAGAGAGUUUGACUAAGAAAAAAAAUACUACAGCUUUGUUUACCAGCACUUUGAAGUCCUCAAUGAGGGCGCUAGUUGAUUAGAUCCAGUAAUAUUCUGCUAUGCAGCAUGAGUGCAAUUUGUAUUGUGGAUGUUUAUUGUGAGCCUUUUGUUUAACAAUUAUACGUACACUAGAACCCGUCAUUUAAUUCUUGACACGCGUGUGUGUUUUGUACAUAAAAUAAGAACUUUAUUUAUGACAACAGUGACAUGAUUAUACGUUCGUAAAAUCGGGAAUUCGUAAAUUCAGGGUUCGUAAAUGAGGGAUUCGUAAAUGAGGGGUUCUACUGCACUUGCUACACAAUUAAUUAAUUAAUGUCGAAGUGUUUAAGUGAUAUACAAUAAGACAAACAAUAAUGUAUCAUACCUUGUAAGAUAUCAGCGUUCGUGAUAGAUGGAGCGUAAUCUGGUUCGUUCUGGAAAAAAAAUAAAGGAAUAUGACUAUCAUGCUAAUAAAAUACUCCUAAAAUUA
Molecule: messenger RNA, 4825 nt
Organism: Anneissia japonica
Lineage: Eukaryota; Metazoa; Echinodermata; Crinoidea; Comatulida; Comatulidae
Product: E3 ubiquitin-protein ligase TRIM71-like
Exons: 2
Coding region: 77-1981 (634 amino acids)
Biological process (GO): positive regulation of DNA-templated transcription
Cellular component (GO): chromatin; nucleoplasm
Molecular function (GO): zinc ion binding; ubiquitin-protein transferase activity
Source: RefSeq, a predicted model, not a curated record